CCCCCACCCCCACCCCCCGGGGCGGGAGCACGUGCGCGGGGAGGCGGCGCGGGCCUGAGCGUCAGUGUGCAGCUGCUGGGCGAGCGCAGGGGCUGGGGCUUUGCGGGGACGGCCCCCGCGGUGCGCGCCAGAGUCCCUGCGCUGCAGUACUGCCCGAGUCCGGGCGGGGUCUCUGUUCCUUGGCGGAGCAGCUCGCGCGGCCGCGGGAAGCGCCCUCUCUUUCUCCGCCGCCGCCGCCGCGCGUCUGCGCCCUGCCGCCCGCCCGCGCCGCGCUCUGAGCCUUCCCCGCUCCACCGCCGCCACCGCCGCCGCUGCCGCGCGCCCGGCCCCGCGCCCACUCGCCGCGCGCCCACUCGCCGCGCGCCCGGCCCUCGGCGUCCCGCUGCCCGCGCCCGGCUCCCCGCGCCCACUCGCCCCGGCCAUGGCGGACAGCGCGAGCGAGAGCGACACGGACGCGGCGGGCGGCGGCCCGGCAGCCAUGCAGUCGUCCUGCUCGGCGACCUCGGGCGGCAGCGGCGGGGGCGGCGGCGGGAAGUCGGGGGGCAUUGUCAUCUCGCCGUUCCGCCUGGAGGAGCUCACCAACCGCCUGGCCUCGCUGCAGCAGGAGAACAAGGUGCUCAAGAUCGAGCUGGAGACCUACAAACUCAAGUGCAAGGCGCUGCAGGAGGAGAACCGCGACCUGCGCAAAGCCAGUGUGACCAUCCAAGCCAGGGCUGAGCAGGAAGAAGAAUUCAUCAGUAACACUUUAUUCAAGAAAAUCCAGGCCUUGCAGAAGGAGAAAGAAACCCUCGCCGUGAAUUACGAGAAGGAGGAGGAGUUUCUCACCAAUGAACUCUCCCGGAAACUGAUGCAGCUGCAGCAUGAGAAAGCCGAGCUAGAGCAGCACCUGGAACAGGAACAGGAGUUUCAGGUCAACAAGCUGAUGAAGAAGAUCAAGAAGCUGGAGAAUGACACCAUUUCCAAGCAACUCACCUUAGAGCAGUUGAGACGGGAGAAGAUUGACCUGGAAAACACACUGGAGCAGGAACAGGAGGCGCUGGUCAAUCGGCUGUGGAAGAGGAUGGAUAAGCUGGAAGCUGAGAAGAGAAUCCUACAGGAGAAAUUAGACCAGCCUGUGUCUGCCCCGCCAUCGCCUAGAGACAUCUCCAUGGAGAUCGAUUCUCCCGAGAACAUGAUGAGGCAUAUCAGGUUUUUAAAGAACGAAGUGGAAAGGCUGAAGAAGCAGCUGCGAGCAGCCCAGUUACAGCAUUCAGAGAAGAUGGCCCAGUACCUGGAGGAGGAGAGGCACAUGAGGGAAGAGAACCUACGCCUGCAGCGCAAGCUCCAGAGGGAGAUGGAGAGGAGGGAGGCUCUGUGUCGCCAGCUCUCCGAGAGCGAGUCCAGCCUGGAGAUGGAUGACGAGAGGUAUUUUAAUGAGAUGUCUGCGCAAGGAUUAAGACCUCGCACUGUGUCCAGCCCAAUCCCGUACACGCCUUCUCCCACUUCAAGCCGGCCUAUAUCACCUGGUCUUUCGUACGCAAGUCACACGGUUGGCUUCACGCCGCCCACGUCGUUGACUCGAGCUGGAAUGUCCUACUACAACUCUCCAGGCCUCCACGUUCAGCACAUGGGGGCCUCCCAUGGCAUCACGAGGCCAUCUCCACGGAGAAGCAGCAGCCCUGACAAGUUUAAACGGCCCACGCCACCUCCAUCUCCCAACACACAGAGCCCGGUCCAGCCGCCUCCGCCGCCGCCCCCGCCCCCCAUGCAGCCUGCGGUCACCUCGGCAGCCACCACGCAGCCCGCCCCCACGCAGCCGCAGCAUCCGGUGCACCCCUCCUCCCAGCCUUAAUGCAUGAGCUUACUCGGAAUUUCCAGUUGGGACUCGUCUGAUGGAGCCACCUUCUCAACGCCAAAGGCUUCUUCUCUCCCGACGACGUAUUUGGAUCUGCUGCGUUUGCACUGAGGUUACCUACCUUCCCCUCCUCAUCGUGCCGUGAAUGUUCGUCGGAACCGCAGCCGAGGUUGCGGGUCCGCAACACUAACCAGACGACUUUCUCCACCGGUGUUUUACUUGAAUCUCCGUGUCUGUCAUUCCCCGGCUGCAGCGUUGCUGUCUGGUAUCUGGUAACGAGCAGCAGUGUGCAAACCCUACCCCGCCCCCCGGGGGCCCCAGGGCUGCUUUUUUUUCUUGGCUUUUAGGUUUGUAAAAUAAGAAGGGAGAUCUUUUUUAUAACUAUUCUCUGUGAAUUUGCAGGAAAAUUACCGAGCUGUUUAGAAACCCUCCUUCUCCAGGUCAGUGACGUUUACCGAACAUACCAAGAGUUCAGCACUACAGUUCAGACCUUUUUUUUGCAGACCUAACUCACUGUAGGAUUGGAAGUUAGAUGAACCGGUGCCCACAACAUGUAGUCUAGAGCUUUCUACAGACACUUUUUACAGAUUGUUUUCUGAUGUAAAUUGACCACCACCGUGUCCCUUGCGAAAUGGCCUACGGAAACAAAUCACACAGCUGUCUCUCCCACGAGCGUGGGACGGGAAUCAUUGCCUAUUAAGAUGUGAUUUUUCUUUUCCUGUCUCCAUGUUAAUCCACCUAAACCGACACGAGUGGAUAGAUGCCUUCCCACUAACGGUCUCGACGGCUAACUGGAAUGUAGGCUUAGAUUCUCCGCUGCAGGGGCCGUGAGAUUGUAACAGAGCCAAUACGGCUAACCCUUCCCUUCUUUUGUGCUGUCCUGAGACAGGGUGCAAACAAGUACCUUCCAGGUGCAAAAUGCUGUGUAGCAACAGACAGACACCCUAGUGUGAUGGCUAAGGAAUACUUGGUAGGUCACAGAGUAGCAAGCAGUGGAGCGCUCCAGCUGUGACAGGCACUCACUUUGCCUGCUCUCAGCACCGAGGAGAAAGUUCUGACGAGAAAGUUCUGAUGGCGAUCUCUCGCCAUUCAUCCAGCACAAAUCCUUCACCGGGGUGGGGGUGGGUGGGGACACCCAGUGGUUCUUUUGUGACCUUUUGUCUCUGUCUGUCCGCAGUUACUUUGUGCUUUAGUAGUCAAGUGCUUCCCCUGCCUGUGUUUGCAUAUUUAUAUAUGCCGUGGAUGGAAAUAACUUACUAGAGAAUGUAUAUUUUAUGAUGAGAAGUGUCACUCUGUUGGAUAUAAUCAGAGAACUGAAAAAUUAAUUUAUCGGUAAUUUUUAAGAGUUCAUGUGUGUGACAAACCAUCUCUAACAGCAACUUCUCGUGGAACACACUCCCGAGUACAAGGAAUAAUACCCCUGGUGACAUUGUAGAUAAUUAAUAUUGUACAGUCUAGAAACCUCCAUUUUUGCCUUUGAAUGCAUAUUUAAGAGUUAACAGAAUGGAAAAGUGUUAUCAGAUAAUAGUGUUUGACCGCGUUUUAAGAACUUGAGAGUAAGAACAACCGUAAACUGAGAAUGCUAUCUUCUAGUGACCAGGAAGACACUGUUGGCCUAUUAAAGUUUUAUUUAUAAGUUGUGUGUGAUUACAGGCCAUAGUAUGGGUUAGCAGACAUGGGAUAGAGUCUGAUAUCUCCAGUCAAGGUUUUCAGUGUCUGACUAACCCAGGCAUUUCUAGCAGUUCCACGCCCCUCUUGGUACAUGACCAUUCCAGGGAAACUGAGGCUAGGCAGAAGAAUUCUUCCUUCACGGUACAGUCUUGAGGCUUUUUGGUUUUUGUUUUUGUUUUUUUUUUUUUUUUUCUUUUGAAAGAAAUACAGUAUGUGUUUACAAGAAUCUUUUCUGGGAUUGUAGAUUUCAGUACUGCUGGCAGCUUUAUCCUCCAGCACACAGGUCCGUUCUGGAAAGUUCUUCCCCCAGUGUCUAUCAAUUGAGUUACCUCCUAGAAGCACAAGUGUAAAAGCCCCGGGGUACGGCGAGCGGAGCCUUUGAGAAGUAGGUUCUUGACAUCAGACUUGUCCCGGAAAGUGUACUUUGGAUUCCUAUCAAGCCAUCCAUGAGUUCACCUCAAACCCAGCCCUUCCCGACAGCGCCUCUCAGUCGGAUUCAGUUACCGGUCCCUGCAGGUGUUAAGAACCAACAGAACAAACACUAGGAUCUGAACGUAGGGUGUUUUGUGUCACUCUUGAAGCACGUAGCAAUAGGUAAGAGAGCCAGAUGCUAAGCCCCCAGGGACGGGAGCCCUGUUACUGUGGGCUGGGCGUGGCUCGUACAGGUUCAGUUCCCUACUCUCACAGGCUAAGGCUAGAUUAAAAUCAGUAGCCAUCCUCAGCAGGUGAGAGCAACAGUAACCUUCAGUGGCUUCAUUUCCUGUCUUGUUGACAGAGACCCUCGGGUACCACUGUGCUGCUACUAGGGCCAGGGUUCUGCUCCCCGAUGACCUCGCCUCUGUACAGACCCAAGUCCACGCACCCGGCACCCCAGCACCUCUGAGCUCUGAACUGCUUUCUCUCGUCAAAGCACGCUGGCAUUCUAGACAGAAUUCUUGACCUUUGGCAGACAUGCAAGUGUUUGGUUUUCCUUAAGUGUCUUUGUUGACGGGAAGGGCGUUUCGAUUCUGAAAUCCUGAGACACCCACUUCAUGACCAUGGGAUGACCAGAAUGUGGCUUUGAUGGCUUGUGCUGCCGUGCCUUCGCCAUUGGCUUCUGAUUCAAACCAGAAAUAAUCGAUAAUGUGAAUUUGUGUUGAUCCUUCAGUUGUAGGAAAACAGUGUAUAACACCCCGACCCCACCCCCACCCCCGUUGUUAAGUAGAUGUGAACCCGCCCUGCGCAAGGCCCUGCCUGUAGAGGUUGCCCAGGGAGACAGGAGAAAGCCUGGCAGUGCGUGUUUCAGAAAGUUUAUUUUUAAAAAACACUGAAGGAAGUUUUUCUUUGUGACUUGAUCUUCUGUCUAGUUCUCGUCUAAUAGGUUAAACCAAUGCUUGAGAGCUCGUAGCGACGCCUACCAAAGACAUGCGUAGAAAACCUUCUGAGUAAUUUCCAAAUUAUUAAAGAGCCAGCCAUCGAUGCUGCUUCAUGGUUCUCAGGAGCCAUUGUGAGAGACUAAAAGAUACUUAAGGGUUUUUUUGUUUUGUUUUAAUUUCUCUCUUAUUUUUUUUAUUUUUCAUUUUUGAUAAAAAAAAAAUGUGUUAGCCUAAUGUGUUGGGGAGCAUUUCCCAGAAUGCUCAGCAGUUGUGAUUACCGGUCACGCCCAGGUCACCUCUUCCGGAGUGACCGAUGGGAUCCUCUGUGCUGUGCGUGCUAGCAUGGGUGCUGUGUGUGUGCACGUGUGCGUGUGUGCAUUCAUGCCUUAACUCGGGUCACUGGCUCAGCUCUGCUGUUGGACUUGGUCCUCACCAUCAUCAGAUUGUAUUGUGCAUCUCGAUCUGAACUUCAUUCUGGUAAAAACAAAAGCAACAAUGAGGUUGCAGGCAGCACAGGCUGGACCGCAUUCCUUUGGAAGAAUGUCCACUCAGAUGGACCCUGAGACGUCUCCACGGACUUUAUUUGGGACUUUGUUUGGAAAGAGAGCCGACCGUCAGUUGGGCCGGGCCGAUUGUCAACCAGGAAGAGGGGAGCGCCGACGCCAGCGUGCCCUCCGCCUCUGCCUGUCCGUGUGCCCCGUGCGUUCGGGUGGUUUGUCUACAGCUUCACUAGCUUGCAGUUCAGGUAACGGAGGCAAUCCCGACAUUAUCCGUUGGAGUUUAGAGAGAUGUUAAGACGUCCGGUUAAUGUCUUAUUUACUUUAUGUUGAUGAGUCUUUAAUACAUGUGCUGAAUCAGAAAAACCUAAAUAAAGAUAAUUUUUUAAAACGUA
This is a messenger RNA of Apodemus sylvaticus (European woodmouse), 5752 nucleotides long. It is a transcript of the gene Ccdc6, whose product is annotated as coiled-coil domain containing 6. The coding region runs from base 422 to 1831 and encodes 469 amino acids. The record is from RefSeq and is a predicted model, not a curated record. The transcript is spliced from 9 exons. NCBI's taxonomy places the organism in Eukaryota, Metazoa, Chordata, Mammalia, Rodentia, Muridae.